UUGGACUAAAAACUUUGAUUAUAAUAUUUGAAAUCUUUCGCUAUGGUCAUGGAACAAAGAAAGAAGGAGGGUCAUUCGUACAGGCAAUUCAUGUUUGCUUUAUUGGCUAACAUGACAACGCUGUCUUACGGGCUGGAAAGCGGCUGGGUGUCGCCCAUAACCAAACUCUUACAGUCCGACUCAUCCCCAACUGGUAAGGCGCUGUCCGACAAUGAGCUUACCUGGAUAGCCAGUGCCAUGAGCUUUGCUGCUGUCUUCGGAGUGCUCAUCUUUUCAUAUAUCACCGAAAGAUACGGGUGCAAGCGAAGCGUAAUCCUCCUGUCGUUGCCUCAAGCGCUAUCGUGGAUCUUAAGAAUCGUAAAUUCUUCAACCGCAUCCAUCAUUGCUGCGAGAAUUUUAUCAGGAAUUUCAGCUGGUGGAAUCUUUAACGUUGUACCGAUGUACGUGAAGGAAAUAAGUCAAGAUGAGACGAGAGGGGUACUGAGUUCCCUGAUAGUUCUCAGUCAGAACAUCGGAAUGUUUAGCAUGUACUUGAUGGGAGCGUACCUAGAAUAUUACACGGUAAUGCAGCUAAGCGUCGGAUUGCCGAUAUUCGCGGCGGUGUUGAUGAUUAAAGCUCCCGAGUCUCCUGUAUUCCUGGUGAAACAGGGAAAAAUGGAGGAAGCAGCCCAAACCAUAGCGAGUCUCAGAGGAAUGGAUCAACAUCAGAAAGUCGUCCAAAACGAAAUAGAUUAUAUGAGGAACGAGGACGCUCUCUUCAAGUCUCUACCAGCUGUGUCCAUGAUAAGCAUCUUGAAAGAAAAGUCCUGGCGACGCGGAGUUAUCAUAAUGUUUGUUAUGUUCACGUUCUAUUCUUUGAACGGCACCUUCACCAUCCUUACCUAUGCAUCCGCCAUCUUGGCUUCCACUGAGGAGUACGACAUUAGCCCGGAGCUGCAGACCCUGAGUCUACCGAUCGUGAUGAUCGUUGCUUCUAUACUGCUCACCGUCAUCAUUGACAGAUUCAGGAGGAAGGUACUAGCGAUUGGCGCUUUUUGCGUCAUAGCAGUUUCUAUGGCGACACUAGGUGGAGGGAUGUUGGUGCAGCACUUAGGGGGGAGUAUCCCAGGAUGGUUGCCUGUCGUCGCAAUGAUAUCAGCCGUCACAGCCUUCGCGGGGGCUCUCUCGCCCAUACCUUAUCUCAUUACCACAGAAAUGUUCCACUUCCAGAUACUGAACAAAGUAAUGGGAGCGGUGGUCACCUACGCCUGGCUCUCCACUUGCAUUGCCAUCGCGAUCUUUUCCCCGAUAUCCAACGCGUAUGGACAAUACACAGUGUAUUUUGUAUACGCGGCGUGCAAUUUAAUAGGAGCCGUAUUUGUGGCUGUAUUCAUACCAGAAACAAAAGGAAAGAACAGCGAAGAAAUACGCUUAGUACUAAGUGGUAGAGCAAAAGGCGAUUGCCAGAACUCUACAUAAGUGAUUGAUACGUAAGCCACCAUUUUCACUGGAUCUGCUGAUCAGAGAUUUUUAGACAGAUUGUGGAUCUACGUUAUUCGGUCGGGUUCUGUUGAUGUUAAUCACAAUCUGUCUACUGAACUUGACAAAACUCGACCAAAUCGCGUUGGUUCGCCAUUUAACUAUAAAGCAAUUUCUGUGGUCGUACUUAUAUCAAUGAAAAUCUAUGCCUUACCAGGGAUAUAAUAUAUUUUUAUGUGACAAGUUCAAGCAUGUGUUCAAAUUAUCUUUGUCUUUGCCUAAAUUCUCAGUUUUAUGAGGUAUACUUGGUAAAGGAUAGAGUAUUAGGUAUGUACAUGAGGGUUAAUUUAAGUAUAUUAAGUAAGCAAGUUUUUAUUUUUGUUUCUGAAAAUAAUAACGAAUACCAUUACAGUAUACUCAGGGGCCUGUGUUAUUUAUAUUAUUUCCUUAAAAGGAUUAUUCUCUAGAUGAAAGUAUCAGAUUUCAAAUGUCGCUAAGUAGAAAUUAUUUAGUUCCCUAAUUGGAAACAUGAGUGGAUGAAGUGGGAAACUACUAUUUUA
Aricia agestis (brown argus) is the source of this 2018-nucleotide messenger RNA. Its product is annotated as facilitated trehalose transporter Tret1-like. Gene Ontology annotation, cellular component: membrane. Gene Ontology annotation, biological process: transmembrane transport. The record is from RefSeq and is a predicted model, not a curated record. The coding region runs from base 43 to 1458 and encodes 471 amino acids. Gene Ontology annotation, molecular function: transmembrane transporter activity. The transcript is spliced from 7 exons. Lineage: Eukaryota; Metazoa; Arthropoda; Insecta; Lepidoptera; Lycaenidae.